GCAUGCAACACAACCAAGAGUUGGUCUUCAAGUUGAGAGAAGUCAACUUAGGCGUUUCAUAUAAAGCUAUAUAUAUUUUUUUGCCCGUUGAUUAACACGAAAGGGAACCAUGGUUAUGUUGAAGAUUUCUGCUUUCCUUGUUGCUUAUGCCCUGGUCAUUUGCCAGAUGUACAGCUCACAAGCAGCCCCCUCCAGACCGGGCAUAGAGUCCAUGACAGACCGAGUCACCCUUACGGACUACGAGGCAAGGAGGUUACUCAACGCCAUAGUCAAGGAGUUUGUGCAGAUGACAGCGGAAGAGCUGGAGCAGCAAGAGAAUGAAGGCAACGAAGGCAAUAGCAGCGUUACAGCACAGAAGCGAGCCUGCAACACGGCCACCUGCGUGACUCAUCGCCUGGCAGACUUCCUGAGCCGGUCGGGGGGCAUGGGCAACAGUAACUUUGUCCCCACCAAUGUGGGCUCCAAGGCUUUCGGCCGGCGGAGGAGAAACACCCAGAUGUGAACAUUCCGACAACCUUCAGGGAUACGAGGUUGAUCCUUCUUAACGCGAUGACAUCAGAACAUAUCUGGGGGGGAAACAACAAAACAAACAAAGAGAAAAAACACACUGGCCCCUUCAUCCACUCCACCACAUCCACAGAAAUAAACCCCUUCCGAUAUUAGGACUCCUCCUCUCAAUACCAUAAUGUUAUGAAACUUUAAUUUAGCUUUUGGCAAACCAGAGAAAAAAAAGGGGGAGAAUGACAGCAACCUCCAUUAUGUACAUUGACAGCUGAAUCCCCAAAUCCCAAAGAAAAUUUCCAGAUUCCUUUUUUUUUUAUUACAUGAAAUUCAUUUAAAAUGAAUUGGAAAAAAGCACCAGUGCUUAUUUAUUAUGAUUUAUUCUGUCUAUAGAGCACAUUUGUACCAUGUGAGCCAUUCUCCCCGUCACUCAUCCCUCACUGUCCCCACCGGCACCUGUUUGCUGUGCCGUGCCCUGCAGGGAUCGACAUUAAAGAUCAGCCUUCCCUAGGCUCCCUCACAACGGCUGUGUCUUGUGCCUUGAUGUAAAACACUUUACAUCACAUGACUGUAUAGUAUGUAUCAAGAUUAUAAGAAGACCAUGAAGAGAAAGACACCGGAAAAAAAUAUAUUCAAGAGAUUAAUAUUGUAACAAUUGUGAAUUUCAGCAAGAUUAAAAUGUAUUUUAGAUACAUUCGGGUUUGGGGUACUUGUGUUGUUCUUCAAGGUUUAACGAAGUAUUUAGGCGAAGAGAGAAACGUUGUGUUGUUGAUCUUUUUUUUCACCUUUACUGUACAUGCGAUGAGUAGCUUUCAGACCAUGCCGAUUUCUCCUGAACUCUCAUGGACUCUCCUGAACUCGUGAAUGCAUUGGUCUCACUGUGUGACACACGUUGGGAAUUCGACAGCACAGAAAUCUGUCCAAACUAGUUCAGUCCAAACCACUCACACUGUUUUAAACAUACUGUACACAACUUAUGCAAAUGGUCCUGUGACACAUCCAUUUCCAUACAAAAGACAAACCUUUCAUAGUAAAUCCCAAAAAUGGAAACCAAUAAUACUAGGUUGAAGAUAACAUGAACACAUUCAUAUGAGUUUGAAUAAGAAAAUACAACUAUAAAAUAAGAGACAAUUAGAAAUGAAUUGCUCAAUAAAAUCAGCAAAACCUUAA
Messenger RNA from Oncorhynchus nerka (sockeye salmon), 1671 nucleotides. RefSeq names its product calcitonin gene-related peptide-like. The record is from RefSeq and is a predicted model, not a curated record. Gene Ontology annotation, molecular function: hormone activity; calcitonin receptor binding. Gene Ontology annotation, cellular component: extracellular region. Gene Ontology annotation, biological process: adenylate cyclase-activating G protein-coupled receptor signaling pathway; regulation of cytosolic calcium ion concentration. The transcript is spliced from 5 exons. NCBI's taxonomy places the organism in Eukaryota, Metazoa, Chordata, Actinopteri, Salmoniformes, Salmonidae. The coding region runs from base 110 to 502 and encodes 130 amino acids.